AUGCUGCGGGCGCUGAGGCGCUGCCGCCCGGGGCCCGUCCCGCUCCCGGGGCUCGGCUCCGGCCCCGGCCCCGGCUCCUUCCCGGGGCUCUGCCCCGCCUGGGGCCCGCGGGCGGUGCCGGCGCGGGGCCGCAAGACCCGGCACGACCCCCCCGCCAAGUCCAAGGUGGGCCGGGUGAAGCUGCCGCCGCCCGUGGACCCCGAGGAGCUGCUGGUGGUGCAGGAGCGGUACCGGCAGCACCGGCUGGUGCUCAGCGCCCUCCGGGCGGAGUUCAGGGCCGAGGUGCUGCAGAAGAAGCGGGAGGAGCGCCUGACCGCCGAGGGCUCUCCGGAGGAGCUGGAGGAGCACCGGCGGCUGAUGGCCUGGAACGAGGAGGAGAACGGCCGGCAGAGGGCCCGCAGAGAGGAGAGACUCAGGAGAGAAGAGGAGGAGCAGAAGAGGAGGAAAUCAGAGAUUGCAGAGAAACAGGCCAGGAAAAUGGAGGCUUUCCUGGAGGAGAAGGAGAAGGAGGUUCUCCAGCUGCAGGAGGAAGCCAAAAACUUCAUCACCCCCGAGAACCUGGAGGCUCGGAUCGAGGAGUGCCUGGACAAGCCCCGCAAUUACAACUUCGCCAUCGACAGGGACGGGCGCGUCGUCAGGCGCACGCUGCUCUCCUAGCAGCCCUGGCUCUGGUGUGCAGAGCCCCCAGAACACACAGAUCCUUCCUUGGAAUGUAUAAAUUGGCCUCAGAAGUGCUGGAGAAGGGCUCUGGCUGUGCUGCUUCCAAAGGGUUAACGCUGAGGGGAGCUUGGAGGCUGCAGCUCAGCCCUGUUGCUGUGCCUGUGAUCCCACCUCCCACGUGUUUGGAUCCUUCACACACACACGGCAUGUGGGGGGAGCAGGAGCAGUCCUGAGGCACAGCCUGGCUCAGCUCCUCGCUGUCAGCUCCUCUGCAUGCUUCCAAAGGCAAAGGAGGGCUGAGUGAAUUUGUAGGAAACACUGACCUUCCCUUGUUUCUGUUGUUGGGGGAAGGAAUUAAUUGUAAUCCUGAUUUCACACUUCAAACCCUCCUUUGCACAUCCCUUGGUGUGGCUGAAUAAGAAUGUGUCUGAAUGA
Molecule: messenger RNA, 1095 nt
Organism: Melospiza melodia melodia
Lineage: Eukaryota; Metazoa; Chordata; Aves; Passeriformes; Passerellidae
Gene: MRPS26
Product: mitochondrial ribosomal protein S26
Exons: 4
Coding region: 1-657 (218 amino acids)
Cellular component (GO): mitochondrial small ribosomal subunit
Source: RefSeq, a predicted model, not a curated record